Messenger RNA from Arabidopsis thaliana (thale cress), 1697 nucleotides. It is a transcript of the gene AtCaN2, whose product is annotated as Ca(2+)-dependent nuclease family protein. Gene Ontology annotation, cellular component: plasma membrane. The record is from RefSeq and is marked reviewed. Lineage: Eukaryota; Viridiplantae; Streptophyta; Magnoliopsida; Brassicales; Brassicaceae. The transcript has 7 exons. Bases 127 to 804 code for a protein of 225 amino acids.
AUUACAGAUAAGAGUAAGUGUUUGAGAGUUGACUCCUUUGUCCUUCCUCUUUAGGAUUCUCCUCUGGGCUCUGGUAAGGUAUUAGAAAGAUCAAAACUUUUUGGAUUCCCUGAAAUUGGGUGAAAGAUGGGUAACGCUCUUACGUUUCUCUACGGAAAAUGCUGCAAACCCACAACAACCGAUGACUCUCUUGGUCCUCACGGCGUCUCCGCCGCCACCGUCGGUGUUUCAGCUCUCGCUCACGAUCUCUUCAACUUCGAGAUCACUUCCCAGGUUCCUGAAGGGCUUGGGAGGUAUGUUCAGUCAUCUAGAAAAGCUCAAGCAAACUGGUAUAGAAAAAUACUUGAGGCAUGGAAGCAAGCAAAACCUCCACCGCAGACAGCUGAGGAAGCUUCUAGGCUUGUCACUGAUAUCUUAAAAAGGAAUCAGAAAGCUGAUGUUGAGGGGCUUUUGUCUUUCUAUGGACUCCCUUUGUCUCAUACUCUAGUUGAAGUCACUGUUGAAGCUCCUGUGUCUUUGCCUGAAGGGAUUCUUUUCGAAUUUCAAACACUUCCGGUGGAUCCAAAAGCUGUGGCAGAUGGAGACACCAUCACAGUGUAUGUCAGUACUUCAGAGCCGGUUGUGUCAUCUUCUGUUCCAAGGGAAGUCAAUCUUGCAGCUGUUCAAAGAGCAAAAGCACGUGAGAAGAGAAAUUAUCCAAAAGCUGACGAACUUCACCAAAAGAUCAUUGAUUCUGGUUACAGGGUACUAAAUAUUGAGAAUGAGGAAGUUCUUGCUCGGAAGUUCAGAAUUAGACUAAGGUAAAGAUCACUCUUUUCCUUUAAGAAAAGCUCAACUAGUUCUACCAUGGAUUAUUUUGUUUAGUGAAGCUGUUUGGUGAUGGGAAAGGAAAUAGGGGAAUAGAUGCACCAGAGAGCCAAAUGCCGUUUGGGAAAGAGGCACAAGAAGGGCUCUUAAAGAUUGUUGGGCGGAAAAGCUUGAAGGUGUUAGUUUAUGGAGAAGAUCAAUAUGGGCGAUGCGUAGGUGAUUUAUACUGCAAUGGGAUCUUUGUCCAGGAGGCAAUGUUAAAGAAAGGGCUUGCUUGGCAUUACUUAGCUUAUGACAAGCGCCCGGUUCUCGCAAAGUGGGAAAAGGAGGCAAGGCAGAAGCGUAUUGGCUUGUGGGCUUCUUCAAAUCCAGAGAAGCCAUGGGACUGGAGAAAGAAUAAUAGGCGGGAAUAGUCAACCGACUUUGUUUGGGCAAAAUCACAAACCAAGUAAUCAGCGUUUAAGACAAUUGAGAUUUGUGAUUGUUGAGGGUUUUUGUUUAAAUCCUCAGCCCUAUUCUGUGUGUAAAUGGUUUGUGCACUCACCCUAUCUUUGAUGAGACAUAUCGAGAUAUUAUAGAGUUAGCAAAUUGAUCAAAAUCAGUAAUGUGGUGUAGUGCUAUUAACCAAAUCUUUCUCUAAGAAGUCACCAGUGAGAAGACAGUCAGAGACGAUUGGUACAAUGAUAUUCAGACAAACCUUUACGGUAACCUCUAAAACUCAAGCCAAUAUCAGAGACAUACUCUGAAACCAAAAUCCCACCUAAAUCUGUUGUGAAACAAAACCUUUAUUUUGUUUGGGAGCGAUUUAAUUUUAUUUUUCCGGUUUGUUGUAUAAUGGAACACAUGAUUAUUAUUGACUGCUGUCGUGUUAUCUAUAUGAGUUUUUUUUU